This is a messenger RNA of Mercurialis annua (annual mercury), 2398 nucleotides long. RefSeq lists its product as uncharacterized. Lineage: Eukaryota; Viridiplantae; Streptophyta; Magnoliopsida; Malpighiales; Euphorbiaceae. The record is from RefSeq and is a predicted model, not a curated record. Gene Ontology annotation, biological process: mRNA splicing, via spliceosome. The coding region runs from base 267 to 2012 and encodes 581 amino acids. The transcript is spliced from 8 exons. Gene Ontology annotation, cellular component: RES complex; U2-type spliceosomal complex. Gene Ontology annotation, molecular function: RNA binding.
AUUCCUCUUCCUCCGCUCAUUCGCGUCGCCUCAAACGCGAAAUAAAAUUUUCAUCCUCUUCCUCUGCUCAUUCUACCGCCUCUUGCACAUCUCAUUCUGCCGCCAGGCCCCCACUGCUCAGCUCAUUUCGCCGCUGCGCUUCCAGUUCUUCCGCCGCUGCUACUGCUGUGCGUGUCCUUUCCGCCUCUUCCCCCCUCUUACAUAAUAUUCUGCCUUCUCUAGGAAAUUUGUUAAGGAAACUUUAAAGAUUAGGGACAGUAGUUACUAUGGCAGCUUCUGGAACUAAUUUGUCUAUGAAAGAAUAUUUGAAAAGAUACGAAAAUAACGAGGAAGAUAACAAUAAAAAGUCAAAAAAGAAGAAGAAGAAAGCUCGUCAAUCUAAUGUACCUGGAGGAGUUUUAGUUGUUGAUGAAGACCCUGCAUGGCAAAAGCCUGUUAAACUUGAAGAGGAAGAAGAUAAUGAUUCUGCUGAUGAAGAGAAACCUCAAGUUAACGAGGAUAUUGAAGUUAAGCGAAUGAAGAGGCUUGAGCAACUUAGAGUGAGGCGGGGCUAUAAUGUUAUAGCUGAGGAUGGUAGUGGAUGGACUUCACUCUCUUCUAAAGGCGAGAAUGCUGAUAAUCGAGAUUCUGAUAUUUCUCCUCCUCGUAAACAAAGGGAAAGAUAUGAUACACCCUCCCCUGAGCAUGGAGAGAGGGACUUAGACACUGGUAGGAAAGAUGAGGAUUUGUCACCUCCACGGCAGCGGCAGAGACAUCACCAUACACCAUCACCUGAUAUAAGGUCAGAACACACUGGUGACCUGAAUUCUGAUUUAUCACCUCUUCGUAAGAAGGUUCGAAAUGAUACACCUUCACCCGGUCGAUCAAUGAAAAGUGCUGAUAUUUCACCUCCUCGUAAAAGGCAGGCUCGAAAUUAUAGAAUUUCACCAGAACAUGCAGUGAAAAAUGCUGAUUUGUCACCUCCUCGUAAGCAUAAAGCUCGAAAUAAUUUACCUUCACCAGAAACGUCAACAAAAGAUGAUUUGUCACCUCCACGACAGAAGCAAAAACGACAUUAUGUUCCAUCACCAGAGCAUGCCCAGAUUUCCCCUCCUCGCCAAUCUUAUACUCGAAAAUCAGAAUUCUCUGGAAGGAGGAAAUUUGAAGCUACUCAUUCUCUUACUUCUCCCGGAUCAGAUCUUUCACCUCCUCGGAAAAACAGGGUGGACAAUGAGAAAUCAGGACCAACGGAUCUUUCUCCUGCACGGCUGCCUAGGCGUUCAAGUUCAACAGUUGAUGGUAAUUUACGUGCAUAUACUGAUAAAGACAGUUCAGCAGCAGGGAAAAGUCAGAAGGAUUCAUCUGAUCCAGCUCCCUUAAUGCAGCAGCCAAAAACUGGUUUGGUUUCUGGCCGUGAUAUCCGAGAUGAGAUAUCAAAAACUAAGCAGAACGAUUUGUUGAGGUUUAAACAGAUGGACCCUUCUAUGAGUGGACGGGGUGCUGCACCUGUAUAUCGUGAUAAGAAAGGACAGCGAAUAUCAAAAGAGGACUACUUGAAAUCAAAGCAAAAAGUAGAAGAAAAGCCUAAGGAAAAGAAGUUAGAAUGGGGCAAGGGCUUGGCUCAAAAGCGGGAAGCUGAAGCUAGGUUGCAGGAAUUAGAGCUUGAGAAGGAUAAGCCAUUUGCAAGGACCAGGGAUGAUCCUGAUCUUGACAAAAUGAUGAAGGAACAGCUAAGAUGGGGUGAUCCUAUGGCAGAUCUAGUCAAGAAAAAGCAUCCUGAAACAAUUCUUGCUGAUCUAGGGGACAAUGAGAAGAUGAAGGAAUCAGGGUUUAUAGUUCCCCAGGGUAUUCCUAAUCACAGCUGGAUUAAAAGAGGACUAGAUGCUGCUCCAAAUCGAUAUGGUAUAAAGCCAGGAAGACACUGGGAUGGAGUUGAUCGAAGUAAUGGAUUUGAGAAAAAAAUGUUCAAAAGGGUAAAUGAAAAGCAGGCUACAGAGAAGGAAGCAUAUCUAUGGUCUGUCGCUGAUAUGUGACUCGAGAUGUGGACUAAGAAUAUUUUCUUUGUGGAAAGAAUGAGUAUUUUGCCCUUUCGCGACGGAAUUCUCUGCUUGUAGCGAUUGAUUAAGCACUCUUGCAUAAAGGGUUUUUCAUGCCGGUUAGAAAUGUGUCCGUGAAAAUCUUAAGUUUGGAACCAUAGAGAAUUUUCGAUUCCUAUCCAGGUAAUUUCAUGUUCUUUCACCGCAUUUCUCUGCAAUUGCGUCUAACCAUGAACUGGAAGGCUAUAUGUGCUCUUAUACUGGGCCCUCUUUCCUUCUUGUUUCCUUGUAAAUCUCUCAGCACUUCCUCCUCUGUAAGAGCAUGUUACUCAUCUAUAACAAAUGUAUAACAUAAUAUAAUAUGGUAACUGUUUUUUGAUAAA